AUGAACUAAUUAUAUGAAUUGAUAUAGACUAUUAAAAAUUCAGGAUCAAGAGGAUAAGAACUAAUGAAAGACUCAUUUGUGAUUGGAUAUCAAUUUGGGAUAAAAAAAAUAAAAACUUAAGACUAAUUACAAAAAUUUGUAAAAUAACUUAAUGAUUUGAAAAUAAAAAUAGAUUAAGAUGAAAAUUCCCCAACAAGAGAUAAAUUUCUCUUUGAAAGUAUAGACAAUUUUUCAAUACCUCAAAAAAAAGAGUAAAAUGAAUAGAAAAAAAAGAAAAAUACUGAAUAAAAAUAACCAGGAAAAGGUAAAUAGAAAAACCUUCUUAAAACAACUCCUAAUAAUUUAGAAAAUGAUAAGAAAGAUUCUAUUGAUUUUCAAUAAUCCACUUAAGAAGAAUAGCAAAUUGAAAAACAAUAGAAUUAAUAGAAUAUCAAAAAAUCUUGUGCCUAACAAUGUUAAAAGUCUUAGGAGGGUGUCUAAACAAGACAUUAGGCAGCUCAAUCUAAGGCUGAUUAGUAGAAAAAUGAAUGAAUGAUAUUUUAUAUAAAAGAAAU
Molecule: messenger RNA, 554 nt
Organism: Paramecium sonneborni
Lineage: Eukaryota; Ciliophora; Oligohymenophorea; Peniculida; Parameciidae
Source: the annotation of a GenBank genome assembly